Molecule: messenger RNA, 1164 nt
Organism: Durio zibethinus
Lineage: Eukaryota; Viridiplantae; Streptophyta; Magnoliopsida; Malvales; Malvaceae
Source: RefSeq, a predicted model, not a curated record
AUGGUUGCUACAAUGUCUCCAGCAGAUAGUCAAUAUCAUCACACUAAAAAUAUUGGUACAAUCGAUACGCAUGUAUCAGAUUACCAGCAAAUGAUUGACAGUCUUCAGGAACGGAUAAACUUACAGAAGGCACUAUUUGAACUUGAGGAAACCAAUCUUCGAAACCGCACUGAACUCCAACAUCUUGAUGAUGCUAUUGCAAAACAACAGGCUUCUGAAAAGGAUGGUACAGUUGUUGAAGCUCUGAGAGUAAGGAGGCAAGAUAUUCUUGAUAACAUCUGUGACAAUGAUGAAGUCCUCUCACCAGGAGUCUAUAUUGUGCGAGGGAUGGCUAAUGCUGAGCUUCAGUUUGAAAUGGCAAUGAGAGAUCAAAUAAUUCACAACCAAAGAGAGGCACAAAGAAAUCUUUGGAACUUGCUUAUGGGGUUGGGACUAGACGAGAAACGGAAAUUGGACCUUGCUGCCAAGCAGGAAAUAACAAUUGAAGAUUGGACAAUGAUACGCUAUCUGGACCUUUCAAACAGGGAGCAGUCACCCAAAUUGGCAGCUGGAGGAUAUGCACCUCUCAGUUAUGGUCUUUCUAUCAACCAAUGGCAUUCAAGAUCAUCUUGCAUCUACCAGAACUAUCAACAUGUUGCUUCAAAGUCAUUUUCUACAAGACCCUGGGAUCUGUCUCCUACUUUUGGCAGGGAGGAGCACCAUAGUUCCUACUACUUACUAGCUCAUGAUAACUCUCCUCCAUAUGUCAGGUUUAGGAGUAGUGAUAACUGGGUUGGUGGUCAUCCAUUUUCAUGGUUUGGAACUCCUGAUAAGCUUCCUCGAGAUUUGAGGAAAUCAUAUCCUGAGAUGAUUAGUCUGGCUUCAUCAUGCAAUGAAAGCUAUCUGUCAGCUCCAGCUAUGAGUGCAGAUUUUGAACUGGGGCAAAAGGACGAUAUGAGGCACAAUCUCUAUAGCAAGGGUCCUCAUGGUGGAAUGAUCAGCAGCCAAGACACAGGAGCAAUUGUUGGUCAUGGUAGAUCAACCAAUGGUUUAUUGGGAUUCAUCCCAUCCGAACAAAGCUUUUGUUCGUGCAGCUCAAAUCAUAUUGUCGAAAACCCCAACUUCUCAAACCAUCCAAGCCUUUCCCGCAUGCCUUCUUUUCCUUCCCAAAGCCCUAAAACUUAA